This is a messenger RNA of Pocillopora meandrina, 1443 nucleotides long. NCBI's taxonomy places the organism in Eukaryota, Metazoa, Cnidaria, Anthozoa, Scleractinia, Pocilloporidae. The record is from the annotation of a GenBank genome assembly.
AUGCAAGAGUUUUUCGCUGCGAGGCACUUGGUGAGCAACUUGAGUGAAACAGAAUUAAGAAACUUUGUUUCCGAGAACAUUAAGAACGGCAAAUGGCAGCUAGUUUUUCAGUUUCUAGCAGGACUUAUGGAGGAUAAAGUUCACCUACCAAUUGAAAUUAUCACGGACCUUCUUCCUGUAAAAACCGAAGAAAGAGAAAGCGCAGACUACAACGAACAGUGGACUGAGAAUGAAGAGCAAAGGAAAGUAACCUGCUGGCCAACUGAAGACGAACGAGAAUUAGCAGUAACAUUAAUUAAAUGUUUAAACGAAAAUAGUAGAAUGAAGUCAGAAGCACAGAGAAAACUUCAACAAAUGAACUUUAAUUGUGUAAAUUUUGUUCGUUGUCACCUCACAGCUGUUGAUUGCUCUUCGUUAGUAAAUGUAAUUAAUGUUCAACAAAUUUCACAUUUAGAUUUGAGUUUCAAUGACAUUGGUCCAUUAGGUUGUUUUGAGAUUGGUAAACUGUUAAAAUGUAGGGAAUCUCAACUGAGCUGGUUAAACCUCGCAAGAAAUCAAUUGACAGCUGAAGCAGCAAAGUAUUUAGCUGAAGCCAUCAACAACAACAACUGUCAGUUACACACGUUAGACCUCACAGACAAUAACAUCUCAAACAUUGGAGCACAGCACUUGGCUGAAGCCAUCAACAACAACAACUGUCAGCUACACACGUUAAACCUCUCAUACAAUAACAUCUCACACAUUGGAGCACAGCACUUGGCUGAAGCCAUCAACAACAACAACUGUCAGCUACGCACGUUAAACCUCUCAGACAAUAACAUCUCAAACAUUGGAGCACAGCACUUGGCUGAAGCCAUCAACAACAACAACUGUCAGCUACACACGUUAAACCUCUCAGACAAUAACAUCUCACACAUUGGAGCACAGCACUUGGCUGACGCCAUCAACAACAACAACUGUCAGCUACACACGUUAUACCUCUCAGACAAUAUCAUCUCGGACAUUGGAGCACAGCACUUGGCUGAAGCCAUCAACAACAACAACUGUCAGCUACACACGUUAAACCUCACAAGAAAUAAAAUCUCACACAUUGGAGCACGGCACUUGGCUGAAGCCAUCAACAACAACAACUGUCAGCUACACACGUUAAACCUCUCAGACAAUAACAUCUCAAACAUUGGAGCACAGCACUUGGCUGAAGCCAUCAACAACAACAACUGUCAGCUACACACGUUAAACCUCUCAGACAAUAACAUCUCACACAUUGGAGCACAGCACUUGGCUGACGCCAUCAACAACAACAACUGUCAGCUACACACGUUAUACCUCUCAGACAAUAUCAUCUCGGACAUUGGAGCACAGCACUUGGCUGAAGCCUUCAACAACAACAACUGUCAGCUACACACGUUAAACCUCGCAAUAAAUACAGCUCUCACUAAAUAA